Molecule: messenger RNA, 1620 nt
Organism: Aureobasidium musti
Lineage: Eukaryota; Fungi; Ascomycota; Dothideomycetes; Dothideales; Saccotheciaceae
Source: the annotation of a GenBank genome assembly
AUGAAGACAAACCAAGCCCGCUUAGCAGCUGCUGCGGCUUUGACAUCAAGCGCAGUUGCAAUCACUUGUGACAAAGCCUCUCUACAAUCCGCAUUCCCCUCCAUCGCAACAGUCGACUAUGCGGAAUGGCUGCCUGCUAAUGCGAGUUUCAAUGUGCCAAAAACUAAUGUUGCAUACCCGAUUUCCCCAACCCGGUUGCGGGCUGCAUGUGCUGUUCAGGUCUCCGUCAAGAACGGUACUUCAAACUAUGGUUUCGGAGUUUUUUUGCCUGACGAUUGGAACGGUCGUUUCCUCGCUGUAGGAAACGGUGGCUUCGCAGGUGGCAUCAAUUGGUUGGACAUGGCUGCAGGUCUUGCAUAUGGCCACGCUGUGAUGUCUACAGACACUGGACACAACAGCGUCACCUCUGACGGAAAAUGGGCGUACCACAAUGAAGGGGCUCUUCUCGACUGGGGCUAUCGUGCUAUGCAUGGCUCCACUGUCUUGGCCAAGGAGUUGACCACAGCGUACUAUGCAAACCCUAUCCUCUACAGCUACUAUAGCGGUUGCUCUACUGGUGGCAGACAAGGUCUUCGUAACCUUCAACUCUUCCCUGAAGAUUUCGAUGGUGUGGUCGCUGGAGCACCUGCCUGGUGGACCAAUCACCUCCAGCCAUGGACAACCAAAGUGGGCAGCUACAACUUGCCAAACACAUCUGCUCAUCACAUCGACCCCUCGCUAUUCCCUGUCAUCGGCGCAGAAGUGAUGCGUCAAUGCGAUGGUGCAGACGGUGUAGUCGACACGAUCAUUUCUGAUCCAAAUGCUUGCGACUUCAAUCCAGACUCCUUGCUGUGUACUCCUGCCAAGAACACAUCCUGCCUAACUCCUCCCCAACUCCAUACCCUCCGUCAGAUCUACAGCGACUACGUCGAUACCAAUCAGACGUUCGUUUUCCCUCACCUCUGGCUCGGCAGCGAGAGUCAGUGGUUUGUGCUUCUAGCCGGCCUCACCAAUCAGCCAAACAAUCUUGGAGAUGACUACGUCAAGUACUUCUUGAACCGCGGACCUCAAUGGCAGUGGCAGGACUUUGAUUACGGCGUCGUUCAACAAGCCGAUGCCGAAGACCCUGGCAACGCAACCGCUGAUGACUUCGACGCAUUGUCAGCUUUCAACGCUCGCGGUGGCAAACUUCUUCAUUACCAUGGUAUGGGUGAUGGCUUGAUCGCCACUGGUAGUUCCGUCUACCUCUAUUCCAAGAUCUUGGAGACACUGGCACCUAAAGGCGUGGAUUUGGACUCAUUCUAUCGCUUCUUCUUGGUCCCGGGAAUGCAACAUUGCUCCGGCACAGCGAACACGAUAAAUGCACCUUGGUACUUUGCUGGUGCCAAUCAAGCAGGAGCACUUUCAACUUCGUUAUCCGGCGUGCCGGGCUUCAGAGAUGCUAAACAUGAUGUGCUGCUUGCCAUGAUAGAGUGGGUUGAGAAGGGUGUCGCGCCAACAGAGAUCAUCGCAACUAAAUGGGUUAAUGAUACGUUGCAAGAUAAGGUCAUGAGACAAAGACCUCUCUGUAUGUGGCCGAAGAAGCAGAAGUGGAGCGGCAAAGGAGACGUCAACGCAGCGGACACUUGGUCCUGCAAGUAG